This is a messenger RNA of Armigeres subalbatus, 644 nucleotides long. RefSeq lists its product as uncharacterized. The record is from RefSeq and is a predicted model, not a curated record. The transcript has 2 exons. NCBI's taxonomy places the organism in Eukaryota, Metazoa, Arthropoda, Insecta, Diptera, Culicidae. Bases 13 to 507 code for a protein of 164 amino acids.
AUUUUUUGGUUAAUGCCAGGUUCAUUUAAGAAAUUGAAAUUAAUUGAGAAAAGUUAUUACAUGAAGUGUUUUUUAGCCAAAAUCAUGGUUGGAAACGAGGCGACAACUACGUCCCAUCCCAAUCAGAUCAGAGUCCUUGAGGAUGGACAUGGAACAUCGGAUCUGUCGAAGCGGGCAAUGCGAGCGGUCGAGACUGGUCGUCCGCUAUCGACUGUCGAGAUUCCCGAGAAUGGUCGACCGUUGCGGACUGCAGCUGAACGCAUGAUGGAACCCGAACUAAACGAGAGCGAUAUCUGGCAAUUACCGGAUCAUACCAAUAGUAGCGCCUCGAAUCAACGCAAGUUAAUGAAGAUUGAGAAUAGAAAAAGAAAAUUCUCGUCAGAGCCGGUAGAGCUUUCUGGCCUACCUAGGCAUUCAAUAAGAUUUAGCAAAGCUAGAUUUAAAAGUGAAGUUUAUUAUUACUUUAAUGUUGAAUAUUUGUUCAUUCUGAGUCUCCUUUCCUUCUGAAGAGGGAAGAGCUGAUGUGUAUUGUAAAUACAUUUUCAAUUAGUUUAAAUUGAUUGUGUCUGAAGCAAACAGCGCUGCGCGCAACACUGCUGUCAGACACAGCUCUCCGAAUAAAAUGGAGCAAAGCUCCUUCUUGA